Messenger RNA from Bolinopsis microptera, 2247 nucleotides. RefSeq names its product calnexin-like. The transcript is spliced from 2 exons. Bases 18 to 1712 code for a protein of 564 amino acids. Gene Ontology annotation, biological process: protein folding. NCBI's taxonomy places the organism in Eukaryota, Metazoa, Ctenophora, Tentaculata, Lobata, Bolinopsidae. Gene Ontology annotation, cellular component: endoplasmic reticulum; endoplasmic reticulum membrane. Gene Ontology annotation, molecular function: calcium ion binding. The record is from RefSeq and is a predicted model, not a curated record.
UUCUUAUAGCCACAGCGAUGUUUACGAAAGUGGUAGCAGUACUCCUGUUUGUUGCGGUCUUAUCGCAGGAGGCAGAGGAGGAACCUUUCAAACUUCCGUCUCUGAAAGGAAAUGCAUUCUUUGCAGAUCCUUUUGCUAAUUUCGAGGGCAUUGGCUCAAUAUGGGGUUUAUCAUCAUCCUCUAAAGGUGACGGAAGUAAGUUCGAUGGUCGAUGGGCCAUUGAGGGUAACUCAGCUAACCCUAAAGAUUUGGGACUAGUAGCUAAAGACAAAGCCAAACAUCAUGCUAUCUCAGCUAAGAUGAACAAGAAAGUAGACUUCACGGAACUUCACGAUUCACAGAAACAGUUUGUCGUGCAGUACGAGGUUAAAUAUCAAGACACAAUGGAAUGUGGUGGAUCUUACCUCAAGUUGGCUGCCGAAGUAGACGAGGAGUUCUCAUCAGAUACUUUCAAUGAUAAAACCCUUUACUCCAUCAUGUUUGGGCCUGACAAGUGUGGACUUGAAAGCAGGAUUCAUUUCAUCGUCAACUACAAGAACCCCGUCACUGGAGCAGUUGAAGAGAAACACGCCAAGGCAUCUUCAGACUUCAAGGAAAUAUUCGGUGAUAACAAAUCCCAUCUUUUAACUCUCGUUGUCGACUUUGAUGGCUCUUUCGAGAUAUUUGUAGACCAAAACUCCGUAAACAAAGGAUCUAUGCUGACUGACAUGACCCCUGCCAUCAACCCUCCAUCUGAGAUUGACGACCCAUCUGACUCCAAACCUUCUGACUGGGAUGAUAAGGAAAAGAUCCCCGACCCAAUGGCAACAAAACCUGAGGACUGGGAUGAGGAUGCUCCCAAGUUUAUUGAAGACGAGGAGGCCACAAUGCCGGAUAACUGGCUGGAAGAUGAGGUUGAGCAGGUACCCGACCCAGACGCAGUAAAACCAGAGGAUUGGGAUGACGAGGAGGACGGUGAAUGGGAAGCUCCCAUUGUUGAGAACCCUAAAUGUGAGGCUGGUAACUGUGGUCCCUGGACUCGUCCUCAGAAACCUAACCCUGAAUACAAGGGCUCAUGGGCUCCUCCUCUCAUUGACAACCCUAACUACAGUGGUGUCUGGUCUCCCAAGAAGAUUGCCAACCCUGAUUAUUAUGAAGACAAGACCCCAUUUGCCUCUCUGAUGCCAAUCACAGCUGUAGGUAUUGAGAUGUGGACCAUGACUAAAGACAUCAUGUUUGACAACAUAAUUUUGACCGACAGCAAGUCAGUAGCUGACGAGUGGGCUGGAGAAAGCUGGAACAAGAAAGCUCUGAUUGAAAAACUGGCUGCUCCUGGAGACAGCCCAAUGGAUCAGUUCCUUGUCUUUGCCGGAGAGAACCCUUGGAUCUGGAUCCUUCUAGCUGCAGCAGUGAUCCUGCCUGUAGUACUCUACUUUUACUGCAGCGGGGGAUCUCCUGCACCUGCUGACGAUGGAGCUGAAGCUAAGAAAACUGACAAAGUGACUCCUGAUGACGAAGAGAAAGAAGAUGAGGGCGAGGAAGAAGAGAAGGAAGCAAGUGGAGAACAGAAAGAAGAAGAAGAAGAUAUGCCUGAGUUAGAGGAGACAGAGAAAGAGGCGGAAGAGGAAGCUGCCGAAGAAGAAGAAGCAGAAGAAGAGGAGGCUGCCGAAGAGGAGGCAGCUGAGGAGAAAGAGGAAGCUCCUGUCAAACGAAGAACAAGGAAAGCUGACUGAAAUUAGUACCGUCAUGUUUAGAGUCAGAAUCAGCUCUGAUUUAAAGAAAUCUGUAAGAUCCUUUUAAAGUUGACAUCCCUUUUCCGACCUAUUCAAUUUGAGUAACAUUUAUCCCAUUUACCCUAUAUCAAAUUAUUUAUACUUGCAGACAAGUAUUAUGGUAUACAACUGUUUUAUUUACGAUGUUUGUUGUUGUUAAGUGGUGCUUAUGGUUAAUAUUUGAUAAUAUUUUAAGUACGAAGAUUUUUUUGACGACAUCAAUUUUCAAAUGAGCAUAAUUUCAACUUUAAGGGGUUCUGUCUUUCAGUUUUGCUGGCCAAACUAAACAUAUAUUUAUUUGAUUUUCUACGUAGGUAGUAAAUUAUGAAAAUUAUUUUAGGAUAGUCGCUCUAUUCGUAUUGAUAUUUUGCUAAAACACGCUUUCACAAUGUAUUGCUUUAAGAAAAUAAAAAAGACAUGUUAAAUUGGCUAGAAGAUUUCUUCUCUUUCAGUUUUUGACACACUCGAAAGUUGAAGUUGUAUUUGAAUUGUAACA